AUGGUCCUGGCACUGAGGAGUCCAGAGAGUGAGAGAGCCCUCCAGGUCAUGACGUUCAUCGGCUGUGGAGUGUCCCUGUGUGGCUUACUCUUCACCUUCAUCCUCUUCUUUGCUGUGGGAGUUCCUAAGUCUGACCGCACCACUGUCCACAAGAACCUGAUCGUGGCUCUGGGGAUAGCUGAGCUGCUGCUGAUGUGCAGUGACUGGGCCUCUGCUAACGAGGGGGCAUGUCUGCUGGUGACGGCCCUGCUGCACCUCUUCUUCAUGGCCUCCUUCUCCUGGAUGCUGGUGGAGGGGCUGCUGCUGUGGAGUAAGGUGGUGUCUGUCAACAUCAGCGAAGACCGCCGGAUGAAGAUGUACUACGGCAUUGGCUGGGGUCUGCCUGUUGUGAUUGUUGGUGUAACCUUGACGAUAUCCCUGGACAAGUACAAAGCAGACAGUCACUGCUGGCUCAAUGUCGAGACUGAUAUGAUUUGGGCUUUUGUGGGACCUGUUCUUUUAAUCUUGGCCGUCAAUGCAGUGGUGCUGUGCCGUGUUGUCAUGGUGACGGUGUCCAGCGCUCGUCGUCGCGUAAAGAAGCACACUCCCAGUUCAGCAUCUAAACUCCACACCUUUGACCUGACCUGGGCUGUGACACGACCAGUCCUUAUUCUACUGCCGGUGCUGGGCCUGACCUGGCUGUGUGGAGUCCUGGUGCACCUCUCCAUGGUGGUGGCGUAUGUCUUCAUUGCCCUCAAUGCCUUUCAGGUGAGGAAUGCCAUUAAGAGGAUCAAAGAGAAGAGGAAAGCCUUGUCUUUCACGAACUGUUCCCAGCCAAUCAGCUUCCUGCCAUCCCAGAGGGGUCCGGCCCAGUCGUGGACACACAGUCUGCCCCGUCCCUCCAGCCCAGAGACCAGUGGGACCUCAGGCCCCGGCAGCACCACCUCUACCUCACUGGUCAUCAAGAACGGUAGGAGAGGCAGAAUAGGGUGGGUGGGCCUGGGGCUGGAGUGA
This is a messenger RNA of Oncorhynchus kisutch (coho salmon), 993 nucleotides long. Its product is annotated as adhesion G-protein coupled receptor D2-like. Gene Ontology annotation, cellular component: plasma membrane. The coding region runs from base 1 to 993 and encodes 330 amino acids. Gene Ontology annotation, molecular function: G protein-coupled receptor activity. The transcript is spliced from 9 exons. The record is from RefSeq and is a predicted model, not a curated record. Lineage: Eukaryota; Metazoa; Chordata; Actinopteri; Salmoniformes; Salmonidae. Gene Ontology annotation, biological process: adenylate cyclase-activating G protein-coupled receptor signaling pathway; cell surface receptor signaling pathway.